AUGUCCUAUGUAGCCCCAUAUAUCGAAAGUGACCAACUUGUAACACUUUUACGCGACAAGACUAAAGUCCCAGGCAAAGACUAUGUCAUUAUUGACGUACGCGAUAAGGACUUUUAUGGUGGCAACAUUCCUGGUGCUAUCAAUGUCCCCGCAAACCAAAUGCUCGAUCGCGUCAAUGAGCUGAUUGAAAAAUACAAGGCAGUACCCCAAGUCUACUUUCACUGUGCACUUUCACAACAACGUGGACCCAAGGCAGCACGCAUCUAUAAUGAAGUACGUCAUCUGACAGGCGAAAAGGAUGUACAAAAGGUGAUGGUAUUACGAGGAGGAUUCGAAGGAUGGCAUGCACGGUAUCACAAGGAAAAGGAUUUGAUUGAAAACCAUGUUCCAAGCGUAUGGGGAAUCUUUGAAGACGAGGACGACGAGGAGGAUAAUCCUUAUCUAGCUGGCAUCCCAAAGGAUAGUACUCAACAUUGA
Lichtheimia ornata is the source of this 477-nucleotide messenger RNA. RefSeq lists its product as uncharacterized. The record is from RefSeq and is a predicted model, not a curated record. The coding region runs from base 1 to 477 and encodes 158 amino acids. The transcript is spliced from 3 exons. Gene Ontology annotation, molecular function: protein tyrosine phosphatase activity. Gene Ontology annotation, cellular component: cytoplasm; nucleus. NCBI's taxonomy places the organism in Eukaryota, Fungi, Mucoromycota, Mucoromycetes, Mucorales, Lichtheimiaceae.